Messenger RNA from Mya arenaria, 1367 nucleotides. RefSeq lists its product as uncharacterized. The record is from RefSeq and is a predicted model, not a curated record. Bases 124 to 1242 code for a protein of 372 amino acids. Lineage: Eukaryota; Metazoa; Mollusca; Bivalvia; Myida; Myidae. The transcript has 2 exons.
UAUCUAUGAAAGCAUGGGUAUUUUCCCUGUUUAAUAUUGCAAUUUCCUACCAUAAGACUACCGAACUUAGUUGAAUAUUGUGUCUGUUCAUUACAUGAAUGUUCUUUUAUAUAUAAUAUACAUAUGGUAAACAUUGUAUUUCAGGAUGGGCCACUAUCUAACCUAACGUAUGUUAGCUUGAAAAACAUUGUCAUGUCAGCAGGAGUGUUUACACGGUUCCUUAGUAUGGUGAUACAAACGCCACAUUAUGUAAUCUGUACGUUAGAUAGCUGUAAAAUAGAGUCAGAGGAGGACGUGAGGCAGAUGGCGGUAGAGAUGGAAAACCAGUCCGGCCUACAGAUGGUGGCUCCACUGCCCGCAUCACCUGACUAUAGAACACACAUUACAUUAAAAUCGACGACCUUGUCAGCAGGAAUGUUUAGACGGUUCGUUAGUAUGGUGAUACAAGUGCGAUAUUCUGUGAACUGUAUGUUAAAAAACUGUAUAAUAGAGUCAGAGGAGGACAUGACGCAGAUGGCGGUGGAGAUGGAAAACCAGCCCGGCCUACAGAUGGUGGGUCCUCUGCCCGCAUCACCUGACUAUAAAACAGACAUUGCAGUAAUCACCAUGCCAAUGUCGGCAGGAAUGUUUAGACGUUUUGCUAGUAUGGUGAUACAAGCGCGACAUUACGUGAAAUGUAGGGUAGAUAACUGUACAAUAGAGUCAGAGGAUGACGUGAGGCAGAUGGAGGUGGAGAUGGAAAACCAGUCCGGCCUACAGAUGGUGGGUCCACUGCCCGCAUCACCUGACUAUAAAAUAGACAUUGCAUUAACGCGGAUGACAAUGUCGGCAGGAGUGUUUAGACGUCUCGCUAGUAUGGUGAUACAAGCGCGACAUUCUGUGAACUGUACGUUAGAUUACUGUAAAAUAGAGUCAGAGAUGGACGUAAGGCAGAUGGCGGUGGAGAUGGAGAACCAGCCCGGCCUACAGAUGGUGGCUCCACUGCCCACUGACUAUAGCACAAACAUUACAUUAAAAUUGACGACCUUGUCAGCAGAAAUGUUUAGACGCUUUGUUAAUAUGGUGAUAAAAGCGCGACAUUCUGUGAUCUGUACGUUAGAUUACUGUACAAUAAAGGAGGACAUAAGGCAGGUAAAGGCGGAGAUGGAGAAUCAGCCCCUUCUCAAAGUUAGGGAGUUCAAUGAGAAAACCGCUGGGGGAUUUCGGGAAAUAUGGGUCAUUUGUUUCACCGUGAACAUAUAAAGGUUCCGACACAUUACCUUUUCGAAGAAGGUGGCUCCAUUACAGAAUUCACAUGCUCUGAGUGGAAUGAGUGGGAUGAGGUUUAAACAAUGGUAUUUUUCACAAGUGAUGAUUUAUAGUAAUCA